AUGUCUUCGAGACCUCGCCGCUCGGCGGCCCAGCGGGCAACGGAAGCAAUCACUGACAUGGCCGACAGAGAUAACGAGCGGACAAUGUCAUCCCGCUCACGCCGCUCCACAGAUGGCCGGGGGGUUGCUUCUGUAUCACGCCACGCACCCUCGUCAUCUCCCGCGAGCAGCCUCGCAGACUCGGAUCAACACAUGCAUCUCACGGUCAAGCUCCCUUCAAGCAAGCUGCGCCAGGCCACCACCGCCAACAAACGCGGUGCGAGCUCUAUAGCGGUAGGUCGCCGUGAGCAAUUCGUCGGCGACGAGAUAGUUGCCGCUAAGCGGAGCACCCGGGGCGGAAAGAAGAGCUAUGUUGUAGAGAGCGAGAGUGAUGACGAUGAGGAAGAGGAGGAAGGGGAGGACGAGAUCCAGGUCGGCAAUCUCGGCGGACAGGAUGACGACGACGAUGAGGACGAGGAGGAGGAAGAAGAAGAAGAAGAAGAAGACGAAGACGAGGAGAUGGAAGAUCUUGGUGAGGAGGAUGCUGAUGGCGAGGAAGUUGAUGAGGAAAAUAUGGAUGUUGACGCACAAGGCGACGACGAUGAUCUGGGUGACGAGGAUGCUGAGGGCGAUGUCGACAUGGAUGUUGCCCCGCUACCCCCGCCUCCUACUAUCAAAAUUUCCAAGCCCGCCAGAGGCGGCGCCCCUUCUGCUAAGGCCAGAAAUGCACGUCUCCCGAAGUCCUCUAUCAGGGCAUCUGGGGCAAGCGCGCAGAAAUCGUCCUCCAGGGUCAAUGAGGAUGAGGAUGAGGAACUGAGCGACUUGGAGAGCGAGCCUGAGGAAGAGAUCAAUGACACCGUCGAAGUAGGCGGUGAGAGACCGGCCGAAGACGAAGAUGAGGAUCCUGACGCGGAGGGCGAAGAGAUCGAGGUUGCUGACGAAGAUGCCGAGGAAGAUGCUGAGGCUGAUGAGGAGGAAGAGGAGGAGGCUCUCGAUAGCGACGGGGAGACCCCCGCUGGGGGCAGCCGUGCCGAGACGCCGGAUUUAUCUCGGAUGACGGCGCGGCAACGGGCUAAGCAUGGCGAUGUGGCGCAAGAGUACAUGAAGCUGUCUGAUGAGGUCCAAGCCAAGAAGGUUUUCACGGCUGAAGAGCUGUCCAUGAGGCGGGCCGAGAUGGCUCGUCGCAGGCGGAACUUGAGCGAGAAGCGCAACGAGGAGGUCAAGAUGGAAACCAUCAACAAGCUUCUCAAGAAGCAAGCUCCCAAGACCAACCGUCGUACUGCUCUCCUACCCGGCGACGAGACUCCCGACAAUGAGGGUCCGAAGGCGAAUCCAGCAUUCAUCCGCUGGGUUAGCACCAAGGAUGGUAUUCGGGUCGCUCUACCGGAGGAGAUGCUCGCCGGGCCCGCCGGACGAGUUUUCGGCGGGGGGCAUGGACUCGGCGGGGAGAAGAUGGUUGAGGAGGUAUCAUGA
This is a messenger RNA of Phialemonium atrogriseum, 1452 nucleotides long. RefSeq names its product PAPA-1-like conserved region-domain-containing protein. The record is from RefSeq and is a predicted model, not a curated record. Gene Ontology annotation, biological process: chromatin remodeling. Gene Ontology annotation, cellular component: Ino80 complex. The transcript has 3 exons. Bases 1 to 1452 code for a protein of 483 amino acids. NCBI's taxonomy places the organism in Eukaryota, Fungi, Ascomycota, Sordariomycetes, Cephalothecales, Cephalothecaceae.